This is a messenger RNA of Humulus lupulus (European hop), 3213 nucleotides long. RefSeq lists its product as uncharacterized. The transcript is spliced from 4 exons. NCBI's taxonomy places the organism in Eukaryota, Viridiplantae, Streptophyta, Magnoliopsida, Rosales, Cannabaceae. The record is from RefSeq and is a predicted model, not a curated record. The coding region runs from base 1415 to 3067 and encodes 550 amino acids.
UGUGGUGUUUUAGAGUGGUGUGAACCCAAAUUUUAUAAAAUUUAAAUGCCAUUUAAUUAAGAGGUCAAGUGGGCAAGUGGGUAGAAAAGCACUCAAGUACCUUGUGAUAUUUUGAAGAGUAUUGUGAGCAAUUCCCACACUAAGAACCGAUCACUCUCCAUCUCUCAUUCACUAUCAUCUUUUUUGAAGACCUCUCAAAGUGUUCUCUCCAUUUUUCAAGCCCAAGAACACCAAGGAAACUUUGAGGCUAAGUCUUGGUCUAGGAAGUAUUUUCCCUAAGGUAAACUUUCACUAAUCUAGGCUUUUGUAAAGUUUUAAGCAUAGAGUUUCAAAUAGCUAAUUGACUAUGUUGUUGGGGGAAGUUUGUUAGGGUUUUUGAAAGGUUUUGAAGGAGUCAAAGCUUAUAGGAAGGUCCAAACCUUAAGCAAGAACACCAAAGAGGUAAGAGCAAGGGCAAGGCAGAGCAGUGAGCGCUGGAGUCUUCCUUGCAAAUGUACAUGUGGACCGACCUUUUGGGAAGCCUUUUUAUUUUUGGAAAUGUUGUGUAAUUUUCCUAAACUAGGCUCACUCUAAUCUUUAUAAAACAUGUUUGUAACUAAAUGUUAAGUAUGGCCAUACGACUUUUUAAAAAGUUUUUUUUUCUAUGGGUUUUUGAGACAUUUUGUUAAAUGAAAACAUUUAUAUUUCCGCAUUAUCGAGUCUUGAAAAUCCGGGUCGUUACACUUCUACCUCGCAACCGAGGAGGGAAUUCUUUGAGGCUGACCACUACUGGAGCUCGGUCACCUCGAUAAAUCAGAUAACUAAUAUCCUGGCCUUCCAUGGUCUCAGGUUGUCAAGCUCCUUAAGGUGUCGAGCUCCAACCUCUAGUGAACGAAGCUGCUAUGCUCCAGGGAAUGGAAACCCUGACAACAGGUUGAGGUAUGCGGCAUGGAGUCAGGAGCACAUGAAGGCAGGAGCACUAUCGCCUUUGAAGUCUUUCUUCAAGGACUUCACGGACUUUGUUGGGUUGGCUCCGUUCCAGCUCAACACUAAUUCUUACAGGGUUUUGUCUGCCCUGAGGUCGUUAUACCACGAGUUGGAGUGGAAAGGACCUUCACCAAAGGAGAUUUUGUAUCUCUUUUUUUCUGAAAAGCAAUCCCUCCAGAGCUCAGGGAGGAGACGGCUUCUACUAUCUCUCGAGCUACCCCAAAGAGAAAAAGGUGUUUGAGGACCUUCCUAACCAUCCACCUGACUUUAAGAAAGCCUUCUUCUGGAUAGAUGGCUUGUCCCCGUCUCGAUACUACUCAUUCAGACGAAUUCGUAAGUACCCCAACCUUCUUUAUUUUUGUGCUCGGACUUCUGUCUGUAGGUUGUACUUAGUUGAAAUGUGUUUUGUUUUCCAGCCAACUUUCACCGUCCUACUCCCGAUGACGUGAUGAAGGAGCAUAGAGAGGCUCUACUUCAACUCCCUUAUGGCAAGAGGUCUCUGUCAUAUCUUUUGCAUGAGAGUAAGCUCCGAGCCUGCGGGCUUUUGGGAGAUGGCCAGUCCACCUCGGACUGGUCCAACAAAAAGUACGACCACUGGGAGCUCAUGCCUUUGCCAACAGGCAUCCUCCCUCCAAGGAGAGAGGUGAGGCCCCCGCCUCCAGCUUGCCGAAGAAGCCCGCAAUCGAGGAACGAGGCUAACGAUGAAGCCUCAAGCUCGGACUCGGAUGAUCAAGGUACAGUCAUCCUUAGCUCGAAAAUGUGGUCCCCCACCUUAUUAAAACACAAACCCGAUAGGUUAGUUUUUUGCCCGGAUGAUAGGGACCACUUCUAUAUAUGGACUUGGGUAGAUGACCGAGUUCAUAGGUUUGAUAGUUGGCUCGGGAAGUAUGACACUAUGUACAGUCUGAACGAGGUGUGGGACGGGAUAGCCGUCCAAUAUGGGACCAAUGACUAUAGGGACCUUUCAAGGUUGACGUCCACCUAUAGGGAAGGUACUCCCCCCGCCUCUUUUGAAGAUGGGGGAAUUUCAUGGUCUCUGAGCUCAAGCUCAGGGGAGAGUUCCAGUGCUAUGGAUCCCGACCUUGACGUUGUGCUUUUCAGUGAUGAGGGAGCUGGAGCUCAAAAGAGUAAGCGCCCGAGAGCCUCGCGGAGGUCCGAUCGGCCAUCCAAGGUCCCCAGACGCACCGAGAAGACCCCAACGGCUCAGGCUGCUGCGAGCACAGUCGAGGAGCCGAAUGUCCAGGUCGAUGCAUCUGUUUUGACCGCGCCCACCUUGCUUCCUCCAGCCGCAACUCAAAUAACAAUUGGCCGACCUCCAAAGAAACCCUCCAUCUCCAAGGUCCUCCUGCCGACGGCCCGACCUCAUGUUGAAGAGUUCGUGCUUGACGGUGAUGCUGGGACCCAAGGGGCUGUGCUUAGCUCGGACGUUCUCUCUCGAGUAGGUCAGAGUUUUUCAGGCUUCGGCGCUGACCACUGGGAUCUAGUGCACAAGGCCCCAGACUGUAAUACUCUUUAUGAUAAGAGUAUUGAACUUACUGCCGCGGCCCUCGUCGUUUCAGCACAGCUUAAUUAUAAGCUGACCAACGAGGUGCAUACGAGCAUGUCUCUGGCCCAAGAGUCGAGAGAUCUCCAGCUUAAGAUGGCUGAUGAACUCAAAGACUCGAAGACCGAGCUUGAGAAGGUGAAGGCCGAGCUCGAACAGGGGAAGACUUGUCUUGCGGAGCUGGAGAAGAUAAAGGCCGAGCUUGAACAGGCGAAGACUCGUCUUGCGGAGCUGGAGAAGGCUAAUGCUAAACUCGAGGAGGAGAAAGCUGCCACUUUCGAGAUAAUGGAAGGUGAGAAGGCCCGCCUUCUUGACGAGUUCAAAGAGCAGAAGGAAAAAGCGAUCGACCAGGCCAUGUACAAAAUUUGGGUUGACAAUGCCGACCUCGACACUAGCUUCCUGGGUCCUCUUGAGGCGAAGUAUGUAGAGCGGUGGAAUGCCCGUCUUGAGGCGAGUGAAGCUGCUCGGGAGGCUGCUCAGAAGGAUAGUCAUGCUAUUCGUCCUGGGGGGUCUAGUGUCGUUGAUGUUGAGAAGGCCAAGGGAACUGCUCCUUCUUGAACCUUACCUCGGGGCUGCGUCCCUUUAUCUUUGUAAUUACUUUAAUUUAUGCCUGUAGGGCUGAUACAAUUUUUUUUAUUUUAAUACAUAUGCUUUACAUUUCUUGGUUCGAAAUAUUUUGCACAUUUUAUAUUAAAGAAUCGUAU